GUCUUCAGCAGAUGCCUCCAACGCCGCAAGAACCGCAAGCCUCGACAACGCGAGCGGCGGAGGCAUCGGCGAAGGACCCCUCUGCAGGGGAGCAGAUGCGUGCAAGCUUGGAAGACGCCUUGCAGAAGAGGGACAAGAAGAAGAACAGUUCGAAGCUGCGGAUGAAGCCUGCAGCUGCAGCCGCUUGCUUGCAUCGGCCGGCUGCGGCCAAAAAUGCAGCUAAGGCAGCUAAGACACCGAAAAAGCGGCCUGCGGGGCAGAAUGCCGAGCAGCUGUACAAGCCGGGUGACACGAUGAAAAACUUCGCCUCCCGAGCCUAUCACACUGCAAGGCGUCAAGCAGAGAACAAGGGAUUGAGUGAGGAAAAGAUUUAUGAAGCCGCUCGAGCUGCUCAUGCGCUUGCAAGGGAACGCUGGAAUGCAGAUCACUGA
This is a messenger RNA of Symbiodinium sp. CCMP2456, 431 nucleotides long. The record is from the annotation of a GenBank genome assembly. NCBI's taxonomy places the organism in Eukaryota, Dinophyceae, Suessiales, Symbiodiniaceae.